AUGCCUACAAAGUUAACUAUACCAACAAAUACGAAACCUGGCCAAAUUUAUGAUGCUAAUUUACAAUGCGAACUCAUGCACGGACCGGGUUACCAACAGGUGACCCCAAGGCAAGACGCUUUUGAUGGAAUCUGCUACAUGAUGUGGUGCGGUCAAUCAUCCUUCGGCAGAAUUAUUACAUCUCAUCCAGCGCUCGAAGCGAUUUUUCCAGAGAAGGAAGAGGAGAAAGAGAAGAAAGAGAGGCACGUUUUGUGGGCCGAACAAAUGGUGCCAGCUUGGACGCUGUGUGCCGUGGGCAGGGAGCAGCUCGCCAUCAACUACUCCAGCAAGUGGAAAGCUUCCCCCUACUGUCCAUACUUCUGCUUCUUCAUGGACUUCACCCAAAUUGGACUUGCCAUCUCGAGACGAACUUGCUCGAAUCCAUAUCCUGCCAAUGGAGGAGAAGAUUGUGUCGGAUCCAAGAUACGCGCUAUUGUCUGCAAUAAACCAUGUCCAAAGCAGCUACGUACUGUUGACGAGCAUGAGAUGUUGAUUGCGGGUAAUGGAUGGCGAAAGCAUAAUGGUAUCAACCGAGUAGGGGCGAAUAAGCAAUUUACACUGAAGUGGAUGUCUAACGCUUUCAGUAAUCGAGCAGUGUACCUCGAUCCUUACACAUAUUGA
This is a messenger RNA of Haemonchus placei, 660 nucleotides long. The record is from the annotation of a GenBank genome assembly. Lineage: Eukaryota; Metazoa; Nematoda; Chromadorea; Rhabditida; Trichostrongylidae.